AUGUCUGCCUCCAAGAACGCCGAUUCUGUCGUGUCCGAGCACGCCGAAGUCCAUAGCCGAGUGCCUCCCUCAGAACCGCUCACAACCAAGGGUCAUGCUCCCGGAGUCUUGUUAGGAAACGACCGGGUUCCUGAAUUCCACGCAGAGACACACGCGCCCGGUACUGCGCCGGCCAGCCGGACCUUCCAGCCCAACCCUGAAGGCCAAGUACCUGGUGGUUCGGAAGACGGUGCCCACGGUGCGAGUCACCCUGGGUCUGGCCAGACCAGCCAGGAGCUGCACGGCGGUCACCGCAAGAAGGAGGGUCACUUUGCCGCCCCGGCUCAUGGUGAUAUCGGGAUGGAGGACUCCGUCGGAUCGCGCAAGCUAGAUGUUGGUCGUGAGGGUCGUGGCAAGGCCUCAGAAAAUUAUCCGACCGCUGAAGACAGGGUUCCUGAAGGUGCCGAGACGGUGGCCGCUGAGAGACGUUGA
This is a messenger RNA of Akanthomyces muscarius, 471 nucleotides long. RefSeq lists its product as uncharacterized. Lineage: Eukaryota; Fungi; Ascomycota; Sordariomycetes; Hypocreales; Cordycipitaceae. The transcript is spliced from 3 exons. Bases 1 to 471 code for a protein of 156 amino acids. The record is from RefSeq and is a predicted model, not a curated record.